UGGAGUGCAGUGGCGUGAUCUCGACUCACUGCAACCCCUACCUCCUGGGUUCAAGUGAUUCUUCUGCCUCAGCCUCCCAAGUAACUACAAUUACAGGCAUGUGCCACCACGCCCGGUUAAUUUUCAUAUUUUUAGUAGAAACGGGGUUCCUCCAUGUUGGCCAGGCUGGUCUCGAACUCCUGACCUCAGGUGAUCCGCCCACCUCGGCCUCCCAAAGUGCUGGGAUGACAGGCAUGCGCCACCACACAGGGCCUCAUUUAAAGAUUCUUUAUAGAGAUGAGGUGUCACUACGUUGCCUAGGCUGGUCUUGAACUUCUGGCCUCAACGGAUCCUCCCGCUUCAGCCUCCCACGGUGCUGGCUGAAGGGUGAGCCCAGGCUGGCCACAGCGCGUUUUCCUCAUUGUCCGCAGCUUGCAGUCUGCUGGUUCAGGGCUUAGCCGGGCACAUGGGCCCCUCUGAGGCUCCUGUUCAGGGCUCAGCCGUGUCUACGGGGCCCUCCGAGCUCUUCCUGGACCCUCCUCGGCUCCUUCAGUUCAGGGCUCAGCUGGGCACGUGGACGCCUCCUUGGCUCCUCCGGCUCAGGCCUCUCCUCGAGCUCUGCGCCCUGAGUAUGCUGGGCUCCUUCCUUGGUUUCCUUUGGCCUUUGGCCGGGAAAGUGGUGGGUGUCCGUGGCAGUCUGGGCCACUUCACAGCCCCGCAGCCAACCUGCGGCUCCUUCAGAGCAAAGCUGUGUGGACACAAAGGGAACGCCCCUCGGAGCUGGCCUCUCCCUUUACCUGUCAGUUCCCUCCCAAGCCGGCUGCCUUCUGUCCCCUCCCCAGAGCCCUUGGGUAACUGGUUUGCUACAAGAGUGUCUGGAAUUUUUCAGUUGUUCUCUGUGGAAGGGAGUUUUUAAAAGGCCCUUAAUCCCUUCUUGACAUUUGUAAGUUGACGCUUACACCUGGCAGCCUUGCUGAAUUCUGUGUGCGUGAAGGUCCGAUUCCACCACGAGUCACGAUAGAAAACCCACUCCGUGGAAAGAGGCCAGAGAUGACUGCUGCGCACACCUCCGUUCAGCACACAAACCUCUGCAGGUGUUCAUAGCGGAGGCAGAUUCCGUACUGGGGAUAAGAGCUCACGACAUGCUGGGAGGGGUUUCAGGGGCAGGGAGGGGGCUUCUGUGGCCCCAGGUCAGGAGGAGCAGCUCUUCCAUCAGCAGCAGGCAGCCAGCCCAGAUGCGUGGGGAAGACAGCUCCCACUUCGCCAGGCCAGCGAGCACCCGGGGGCAGCUCCGUUCCAGUCGACCCUGCGAGAAAGGGGUGUGCGUGUGCCUGGAGCUGGGCCCCGUCCUGCCUCCCUGACCUGUGUGCUCCCACAGCCCUGAGACGGACGGCUCACAGCCUUGCGAGGCCCACACUGCACUGGGGGUCAGGCUUGUGCUCCCGGGAGUCCUGUCUGGGCUGCGUGGCCGCCAUCCAGAGCCUGCUGACCUGUGACUGGGGGGCCAGUGCUCCCUGGGUUUCAGCACCCGAGAAUCAGAGUGGGAUCCCGUGAAGCUUGGGCCCGGGCUCCCACCCACGCCCCACACCCACCCAGGGCAGCCAUGAAACCUGGGCCCGGGCUCCCACCCACACCCCGCACCCACCCAGGGCAGCUGUGAAACCUGGGCCCGGGCUCCCACCCUUGCCCACUGAGGGCAGCUUUGCCUUCCUGGGCAUCCCUCCUCCCCCAGGCCUGGCCCGCUGCCUGUCCGAGGCUCCUGUGCGGGGUCUCCACCCACACAUUCCUGCGGCGUGAGGUGCCGCCGCUCCCUGCUGCCCCGGGCAAAGCCGUCAUUUGUUCCUUUUGACGGCCCGGGAGGCUGUCAGGCUCUCCACCCCCACUUCCCAAUUGAGGAAACCAAGGCAGAGGAGGCUCAGGUGUGGCCAAUCACUCUGCAUGUCAGAGUUACCCUGGGCAGGGCCCACUGAGACCUGGGAGGGGCCACUCGGGACCUGGAGGGCUGGGGGCUGCCCGGGCGUUAGGGGUAAAGCUCCCUACCCAACUGCGCAGAAGGCCUCGGAGGCCUGGGGGCUGGGCUCCCCCUUUCACAUCGCCCUUUAGAGGCCCACGUGUGGGCAUUGGCCCGAGAUCCGAAAGGGGCUGUCCUGUUCCUCAUGGGCGCUGCCAGCACCACGCACUCCUCUUUCUGCCUGGCCGGCCACUCCCGUCUGCUGUGACGCUCGGACAGAGAGCUGCCGGUGGACCCACGGUGCCUCCCUCCCUGGGAUCUACACAGACUAUGGCCUUGCCAACGGCUCGACCCCUGUUGGGGUCCUGUGGGACCCCCGCCCUCAGCAGCCUCCUGUUCCUGCUCUUCAGCCUCGGAUGGGUGCAGUCCUCGAGGGCCCUGGCUGGAGAGACAGGGCAGGAGGCUGUGCCCCUGGAAGGAGUCCUGGCCAACCCACCUAACAUUUCCAGCCUCUCCCCACGCCAACUCCUUGGCUUCCCGUGUGCGGAGGUGUCCGGCCUGAGCACGGAGCGUGUCCAGGAGCUGGCUGUGGCCUUGGCACAGAAGAAUGUCAAGCUCUCAGCAGAGCAGCUGCGCUGUCUGGCUCACCGGCUCUCUGAGCCCCCCGAGGACCUGGACGCCCUCCCGUUGGACCUGCUGCUAUUCCUCAACCCAGAUGCGUUCUCGGGGCCCCAGGCCUGCACCCGUUUCUUCUCCCGCGUCACGGAGGCCAAUGUGGACCUGCUCCCGAGGGGGGCUCCCGAGCGACAGCGGCUGCUGCCUGCGGCUCUGGCCUGCUGGGGUGUGCGGGGGUCUCUGCUGAGCGAGGCUGAUGUGCGGGCUCUGGGAGGCCUGGCUUGCGACCUGCCUGGGCGCUUUGUGGCCGAGUCGGCCGAAGUGCUGCUACCCCGGCUGGUGAGCUGCCCGGGACCCCUGGACCAGGACCAGCAGGAGGCAGCCAGGGCGGCUCUGCAGGGCGGGGGACCCCCCUACGGCCCCCCGUCGACAUGGUCUGUCUCCACGCUGGACGCUCUGCGGGGCCUGCUGCCCGUGCUGGGCCAGCCCAUCAUCCGCAGCAUCCCGCAGGGCACCGUGGCCGCGUGGCGGCGACGCUCCUCUCGGGACCCAUCCUGGCAGCAGCAUGAACAGACCAUCCUCCGGCCACGGUUCCGGCGGGACGUGGAGAAGACAGCCUGUCCCUCAGGCGAGAAGGCCCGCGAGAUAGACGAGAGCCUCAUCUUCUACAGGAAGUGGGAGCUGGAAGCCUGCGUGGAUGCGGCCCUGCUGGCCGCCCAGAUGGACCGCGUGAACGCCAUCCCCUUCACCUACGAGCAGCUGGACGUCCUAAAGCAUAAACUGGAUGAGCUCUACCCACAAGGUUACCCCGAGUCUGUGAUCCAGCACCUGGGCUACCUCUUCCUCAAGAUGAGCCCUGAGGACAUUCGCAAGUGGAAUGUGACGUCCCUGGAGACCCUGAAGGCUUUGCUUGAAGUCAACAAAGGACACAAAAUGAGUCCUCAGGUGGCCACCCUGAUCGACCGCUUUGUGAAGGGAAGGGGCCAGCUAGACAAAGACACCCUAGACACCCUGACCGCCUUCUACCCUGGGUACCUGUGCUCCCUCAGCCCCGAGCAGCUGAGCUCCGUGCCCCCCAGCAGCAUCUGGGCAGUCAGGCCCCAGGACCUGGACACCUGUGACCCAAGGCAGCUGGACGUCCUCUAUCCCAAGGCCCGCCUUGCUUUCCAGAACAUGAACAGGUCCGAAUACUUCAUGAAGAUCCAGUCCUUCCUGGGUGGGGCCCCCACGGAGGAUUUGAAGGCGCUCAGUCAGCAGAAUGUGAGCAUGGACUUGGCCACGUUCAUGAAGCUGCGGACGGAAGCGGUGCUGCCGUUGACUGUGGCUGAGGUGCAGAAACUUCUGGGACCCCACGUGGAGGGCCUGAAGGCGGAGGAGCGGCACAGCCCGGUGCGGGACUGGAUCCUACGGCAGCAGCAGGACGACCUGGACACGCUGGGGCUGGGGCUACAGGGCGGCAUCCCCAACGGCUACCUGGUCCUAGAUCUCAGCGUGCGAGAGGCCCUCUCGGGGACGCCCUGCCUCCUGGGACCUGGACCUGUUCUCACCGUCCUGGCACUGCUCCUAGCCUCCACCCUGGCCUGAGGGCCCCACUCCCUUGCUGGCCCCAGCCCUGCUGGGGAUCCCCGCCUGGCCAGGAGCAGGCACGGGUGGUCCCUGUUCCACCCCAAGAGAACUCGCACUCAGUAAACGGGAACAUGCCCCCUGCAGACACGCCUUGUGGC
Messenger RNA from Gorilla gorilla gorilla (western lowland gorilla), 4269 nucleotides. RefSeq names its product mesothelin (gene MSLN). Lineage: Eukaryota; Metazoa; Chordata; Mammalia; Primates; Hominidae. The record is from RefSeq and is a predicted model, not a curated record. Gene Ontology annotation, cellular component: cell surface. Gene Ontology annotation, biological process: cell-matrix adhesion. The coding region runs from base 2261 to 4129 and encodes 622 amino acids. The transcript is spliced from 17 exons.